Messenger RNA from Lactuca saligna, 387 nucleotides. The record is from the annotation of a GenBank genome assembly. NCBI's taxonomy places the organism in Eukaryota, Viridiplantae, Streptophyta, Magnoliopsida, Asterales, Asteraceae.
AUGAGAAAUGUUAAGGAUGUUUUCUUGUCUACUUUUUCAUCUUCAAAUGGGAAAAAAAGACAUGAUGCUCCUUCUUCGUUUGUGAACGUGUUGGGUGUUCCAAGAAUGGUGGUGGCAGGGGCAAAGCCGGAAUUUUUUGUUCCAAGAAUGAAAGAUGAUGUGAAAGAUAAUGAAAGUCUGUUGCUUAAUGAGGUAAAAAGGUGGGAUAAGGAUAGUGUUGUGUGGGGGCAUAAGAUGAAACGAAAAACAAUUGUUUCUUGGGGGAGUUUGAGACAAAGGGGGGUUUUAGGGGUUGUUAAUGAGUUAGAGUCAAAGUCAAAGGUGAGAGAAAGUGAAAAGGUGGAAAAAGAUGGGAAAUUUGGAGUGAAUCGAGCUCCUAUGAGUUAG